CUCUCUUUUAUAAAUAGUCUUUUCAGUUUCGAUCGUGAACACAAUGAUUGAAGAUCAUCCAUCUACUGUCUCGCCAUUAUUAUUUGUGAAUUUCUAGAAAGGACUAUCGACUGCAAAAAAAGUUCUAGUAUUGCAAGUUAAAGUGAAAAUAUAAAGACUUUUCUUUCUUUUUUUUCAAAGAAAUAUCUUAAUAGAAAUAUUAAAAAAAAAAAUGGUUGAGUUGAAUAUAUCAUUUGUAUCAGUGGAUUUUGAAGUAUUCGGACAUGUUCAAGGAUGUGGCUUUACAAAACACUGCCGUGAUAUGUGUGUUAAGCGAAAAAUUGGUGGAUGGGUAAAAAACUCCAAGACAGGCACAAUUGUAGGGAAAAUGCAGGGCAGCAAGGAAUCCAUCGAUGAAAUGACAGAUUGGCUGACGAACACCGGAUCACCCGGAUGCAAAAUAGAAAGAUGCGAGUUCAAAAAUUGGCUAACCUUGCUUCGACCCGACUACCGGGACUUUGCAAUUAGGUUCUAAGAAUACACAAUUAUACAAAUUUUAAUCAAUUUCUUCUAUUUUUAAUCACCAAGUGCUAAAAAAAGCUCCUGUUAUCUUUGCAAAAUAAAAUCAACCAAAGCAAAACAUAGCAACAUAACCUCAAAUUCAAACAUCAAUCAUUCACUCAGCAAUUUGAUGAUUUCAAUCGUUCAGCUACAUCAAGGGUCAUAGUGCACCAUGUACUUACCAACUCUGUAGCAAUAAAAGGCUUUUUUGAUGUUUCAAUAAAGGUAUUUCACAAAAUAUUCCACAAAACACAAA
Messenger RNA from Phlebotomus papatasi, 796 nucleotides. RefSeq names its product acylphosphatase-2. The record is from RefSeq and is a predicted model, not a curated record. The transcript is spliced from 3 exons. Lineage: Eukaryota; Metazoa; Arthropoda; Insecta; Diptera; Psychodidae. The coding region runs from base 212 to 514 and encodes 100 amino acids. Gene Ontology annotation, molecular function: acylphosphatase activity.